AUGGCAAAGAAGUUCAGAUGGUGUAACAUAUCCGACAUGGAGCAGAGGAAGUGUGCUGAACUCUCCAAGGCUCUACAGGCAGUGCUAACUCCCAGGGCAAGGAGCUCAUUCGUCAAGUUAUCCUGCAUCAAAGCGCACAAUGUUGAGGACUGCGUCAAGAAAAUACGGGGAAAUGUGGCGGAUGCAAUGUCUUUGGAUGCUGCCGACAUCUACACUGCUGCAACGUUUUAUGACCUCACUGUUGUGGCGAAAGAAAUCUAUCAGGGCGGUGGCUGUCUGUAUUCCGUGGCGGUCGCGCGGGACGAGAGCCUUGACAUUCGGCAGCUGAAGGGGAAAAGGAGCUGUCACAGCGGUGCUCGGCGCACGGCAGGCUGGAACAUCCCCCUGGCCUUCCUGCUAUCCCAGAGGUACCUCCAGUGGAGAGAGAAUCAAUCCGUGGCUGAAGCUGCCAGCCGGUUCUUCAGUGCGUCCUGUGCUCCUGGGGUGGGCGCCUCCUUCCCAAACCUUUGUGCGCUCUGCCAGGGCCAGAAAUCCUAUAACAAGGGCAGGAACUAUUUCUGUGAAACCACCAACAACGAGCCGUACUACGGUUCUGUAGGAGCCCUCAGGUGUUUGGAACAGGGAGCCAGCGACGUCGCUUUUCUGGACAACACAGCCCUUGCCAGCAUGAGCGUGUCUGAGGCAGCCAAGUACAAACUGCUGUGCACCGAUGGAACCCAGGCCAACGUGACGGACUUCCGAAAAUGCCACCUGGGCCGGGGUCCCGGCAGCGCUGUGGUGACCAGAUACAACUACAGGAAGAUCACCCGGAAGUUCCUCGCCGUGGCUCAGCACCUCUUCGGACGGAGCGGAAAGUACCGGCGGCGCUUCCGGUUGUUCAGCUCAGCCGGUUUCAACAGGAAGAACCUGAUGUUUCGAGACGCCACAGUCAAGCUGCUGCUCCUUGCCGACAACACUGACAUCGGCCCGGUGCUAGGGUUGGACUACAUCACCCUUCUGAAGGGCUUGGGCCAUCAAGGGAGCUCUUUGGAGAACAGCAUUGUGCGGUGGUGCUGCAUUAGUGCAGCUGAACAAAGCAAGUGUGAGGAAUGGGCACUGAACACAAAGUCCACCCCACUGGUCUGCAUCAGAGCAACAUCAGCGAGCCACUGCAUAGAAAUGAUAAAGAGGGAUGAGGUGGAUGCUGCUUCUCUCGAUGCCACUCAUGCCUACAUCGCUGGGAAGUGUGGCCUUGUCCCUGUGGUAACGGAGCACUAUGGAGCGAGCUGUGCAUCGGUCAACGAGACCAACGGAGACGCUCACAAUGUGGCAGAAGGCCGCUCAGAGUUUCCAGCUGGUUUGUCGGACCUCAGUGUCCACGGUACUUUGUUCUACCAGCCGCCGGCUUUCCUUAGUGAGUCCCUCACUUCAGCCAGCAGGAAGCCGGCAAGUUCACGGCACGGGCGUCCCUCCAUCAUUUGCAUCAUUGACCUCAGGUGCAGUCCUACGAUGCCAACUGUGGUCAAGACCCCCACCAUGAUCUGUGAACCUGGACCAGGACGUAUGCGCCCACGGGUGCCGGUGGAGUCACCAGAUGAUCCCAGGGUAACCAGGUGCGAGCGACCGGAGAUGGUCAACUGGCUUCGUGUUUCAACAGAGUCAGUGCCUGAUGACGGGUGUCGGCCAGAGCGCGAGGCCGUGGAAGCGGCCGUCACCCUCCUCGCGUCAACCUGCCCACUAGGGCCGCCUCCCAUCUACGCAGUCGCCGUGGUGAAGAAGGCUUCCCGGAGCGAGAACAUGUUCAACCUGGCGGGGAGGCGAAGCUGUCACAGCCACGUCUACAGCCCCGCCGGGUGGCUGCUGUUGGCAGAGCACACCGUCAUCUCCCGUAGCAACGGCACCCACUGCGCUGAUGUCAAUAAAGCCUACACCGAUUACUUCCGGAAAGCCUGUAUGCCCGGUUCCAGCGGCAAGGGCAAGCUUUGUAAAGUCUGCAUUGGAAGGGAGCAAGCUGGCUCAAAGCCAUCAAACCUCAGGUGUGCUGCAAACCACGACGAACUCUACUAUGGGAACAUGGGGGCUCUGCGAUGUCUAAUCGGGAAUUCCAAUGGGAAAAACUUUGGAGACGUCGCUUUCCUGGAACAUCACAACUUAAUGAAAAAUAUUGAGUGGCUGGGCAGGAGCGAGUGGGCCCCUGGAUGGACUUCCGAUGACUUUGAGCUGCUGUGUCCGGGCGGUGGUCGGGCCCCAGUCACAGAGUGGGACACCUGCAACCUGGGACCCAUCCCCCCAAACAUCGUCAUGACCAGGUCCGUCAUCGCCACCAAAGCUAAAGACUUCCUGAUGAAAUCCCAGGAGCACCUUGGCCCUGGCUCCCACUCCGAAUUUCAGCUCUUCCAGUCCCAGAAGUACGGGGAAAGUGACCUGCUCUUCAAAGAUGCCACCAAGUGUUUGACCGAGGCGGCUCAGCUGGACUACGCGGACAUCCUCGGCCACACGUUCAUCAGCCUUGCCAAGUUGGUGUUCAGCUGCACGGACUCAGAAAUCCUGGAAUUCUGCAGCCGGGACAUCUGCAGCAGCCACUGGUGAGGCCGGGCCACAGGGAAGAGCCCAGCGUCUCACUGCUCCACACUGCCGUGUGUUCGAUUCCUGCACCUGUGGGACAGGUCACUG
This is a messenger RNA of Pristis pectinata (smalltooth sawfish), 2652 nucleotides long. RefSeq names its product saxiphilin (gene sxph). Gene Ontology annotation, biological process: iron ion transport. The transcript has 19 exons. The record is from RefSeq and is a predicted model, not a curated record. The coding region runs from base 1 to 2568 and encodes 855 amino acids. Gene Ontology annotation, cellular component: plasma membrane; early endosome; extracellular region. Lineage: Eukaryota; Metazoa; Chordata; Chondrichthyes; Rhinopristiformes; Pristidae.